AUGAAUAACCGUCUCAUCCAAAUAUCUGGCUUCUUGAUUUCAUCACUGGGGUGGGUGUUUGUGAUGUGCACCUUGGCCAUGGACAACUGGAGGGUCGCCCAAAUAGGAGGAGAAGGAGGCUCCUUUAUCAUCAAAGUGGCCUGGCAAUGGUCCAACCUGUGGAAGGACUGUUUUACCGACUCCGCAUCUAUCACUAACUGCAGAUAUUUCCCUGUGAUCUGGAGAAUCACUCCUUACCUCCAGGGAGUACAAGGAUUGCUAUUAGGUGGGAUAACUCUUGGAUUCUUUGGUGUAGUACUUUGCUUUGUUGGGAUGGAGUGCACUUACAUUGGUGGUGCUGAUAAAACCAAGGACAAAGUCCUUUUUGCAGGAGCAGUGUUUCAUUGCGCUGGAGGUGUGUCAGAUGUGUCUGGCUACUGCUUGUACUACAACUCAAUUGUCAGAACAACCUUUACUCAAACUGCAGGACAAGGAAUAUUACGAUAUGAACUAGGACCUCCCAUAUUUGUAGGAUUGGUGGGAUGUCUUUUCAUCCUUUUAGGGGCUGUGCUUUACACUGUGACGGUCUACCAAGUAAUCUGCCCUGAAAGUGAAGUGGUAUAUGCCCAUGGAGGAGGAACAUACAUGACCCCUCGCUCCAGAGGAAGCGCAUACUACAGACCCCCCAGGCUGCAUGAAUCUUAUAUGAGCUCCAGACGAUCCAGCAGCUCCAAGAGCUCAAAGCUCUCUCAGACAACACCGACAAAAAUCUCAGAAAGAGAUGCAUUUGUGUAG
Messenger RNA from Micropterus dolomieu (smallmouth bass), 774 nucleotides. It is a transcript of the gene cldn10l2, whose product is annotated as claudin-10. The record is from RefSeq and is a predicted model, not a curated record. NCBI's taxonomy places the organism in Eukaryota, Metazoa, Chordata, Actinopteri, Centrarchiformes, Centrarchidae. Gene Ontology annotation, cellular component: bicellular tight junction; plasma membrane. Gene Ontology annotation, molecular function: structural molecule activity. Gene Ontology annotation, biological process: cell adhesion; bicellular tight junction assembly. The transcript is spliced from 5 exons. The coding region runs from base 1 to 774 and encodes 257 amino acids.